This is a messenger RNA of Ooceraea biroi (clonal raider ant), 1559 nucleotides long. RefSeq names its product LDLR chaperone boca (gene boca). Lineage: Eukaryota; Metazoa; Arthropoda; Insecta; Hymenoptera; Formicidae. The record is from RefSeq and is a predicted model, not a curated record. Gene Ontology annotation, biological process: protein folding.
UGUUUUUAUACGGCUGCGCAUCUGAUCUGCGCAGAUGAGGAACACUACUCCACCGUUCAUGAAGUGCAUACAAUUUUUUUUUAAGACAAAUAAACCAACAAACGUUUUAAUUAGUGUAUCUGUGACCAACAAACGAUUGCGCAUCGAUUGAGCCGAAAAUGAUAAAAAAUUAAUUUUCGUCCGGCUAACUUCCCACAAAAUUUUCUUAAAAAAAAAAGUAUUAGCCAACAAAAAUUUUAAUUAGGCCAACAACAACUGACAAACGACCAACAAACGAUUCGUAAAAAAAAGUUGCCCGUCUAACUUCCGGAGCUCCUUUUUUUAUUUGAAAGAAGAAAAAGGAUAGAAAAUGUUUUGUAGCAUUCGCAGUGCUAACUGGACUACAGUCUAUCAGGAAUCAGGAAUAUCAGGAUAUAUCAUACUAAUAUGGCGGCGCGCAGUCGCGACGUCGCGAGAAUUUUUAUUACUUCAUCUUUUCAAGUAUUGCGUGUGUAUUAAUUCCAGAAAUAAUAAUUUCUUUCUACAUGUUCAUACUUUCAUAAGCUUUCCUGUUAAAAUAUAUAUCUUGAAGAAAUCGGUGGAGUCGGCAACACGAGCGUAUAGCAUAUUACCACGAAAAAGUUAAACGUUCCACUGAACGGCCGGUGUUUGAUCAUUACGUAGCGUCCACGUGAGACUUUCUGAACUUCCUGGGAGCACGAUUGGAAUGCUCGCAACGCAUCGUGAUAAAUCGUUCGUGACGGAUACGUAACUUCUAGACCAGUGCAAAAUGGAACCACAGAGUAUCGCUUUGAGCCUGCUUGCGCUCCACGUUACGAUGCUGAUGACGGCGAUCGCGCAAGAGCCCAAGAAGAAAUCGUGGCGCGAUAAGGAUAUACGAGACAUGACGGAGGCUGAUCUGGAACAUUUGCUGGAUCAGUGGGAAGAAAACGAGGAACCCCUGGAGCCAGAUGAGCUGCCUGAGCACUUGCAACCCAGUCCAAAGAUAGACAUAUCCCAAAUAGACACUACAAAUCCAGACAACUUGCUGAGGAUGACGAAAAAGGGGAAAGGCGUUAUGAUGUUCGUCGACGUCAAGCCAGACAUUUCGGAAGAGCAAGCGGACGUUGCAAUGCGCAUCUGGCAGAGUAGUCUGCGAAACAAUCACAUCAUUGCAGAAAGAUAUCCAAUCGACACGAAACGUUCGAUAUUCAUGUUCCACGAAGGAUCCCAAGCCGUUGACGCUAAGAAUUACUUGCUGGAGCAGCCCGAACUGUCUCAUCUCACUCUUGAAGGACAGACGUAUUACAGGGACAAGCAACAACAGGCUGCAGCUGAUGAAGCGAUGAAGAAAGAAGGUGCCAAGGCACGAAGCAAAGUUGACUUGUAAUCCCGUGUAUACAUUCCCGUGUAAGCGAAUCCAAGACAUUUCCCGUUUUCAUCUAUUUUCAUAUGAAUAUUCUUUGAGAAUACUUUUUCGACUUUACUCAUUAUCACGAAACGAAUUAUUUUCUACAAAGUGUCAAGUGUACCAAGUUCGAGCGUCGGUGUGUAUGGUAAAUAAAAUAAUUGGUAUGCUA